Molecule: messenger RNA, 126 nt
Organism: Meloidogyne enterolobii
Lineage: Eukaryota; Metazoa; Nematoda; Chromadorea; Rhabditida; Meloidogynidae
Source: the annotation of a GenBank genome assembly
AUGUUAAAUACAUCAGCAGGUAUUUCCUACGCUUAUAAUAUGAAUCAUUCAAAUCUUGGAAUUUUGCCGUUAAUGAUUGCCCAUUUUACUUGGUUACAUAUUCAUGGUAUGUUAAUCAAAAAUUAA